AGAAACUUUAAAUUGUGAGGGGAUUGAGCUUGGAAGCGAAGCCAUGGAGAUGGAAAGCUACCUGGUUAUGAAGAAUCAGAAGCUGGGAGCAUCGGACAUUCUCAGGCAAGCUCUUAUAAUCCCUGCCAGAAACAUCAAAUUCUUUAUUUUCGCAAUCCUUGCCUCCCUUCCUCUCUUCUGUUUCUUGAUUUACUAUGAACCCCAUUUCCAAAAAAUAAUGGUUGAGACCUCGAAAAUCCUAAACCCGCUGCGAAAAGCCGACAUCAACGGCUACUUGACCGACUUCGGCUUGAGGUGGUCAAUACCAAUUGACAUAUCAAGAAAAUUGAACCAUGAUUUUUCCAAUGAGUUAUUUUAUCUGGAAUUUCUCUAUCUGGUACCUCUCCAUAUCCUCUACCUCGUAACCGCGAUUCCGAUUGUUUACUUGGGAUCCAAGAUACACACAGAAGAGAGUCCAGUGAUGACUCUCAAAGAUAUGGUGAAAAAACCCUUUGACAAAACAAGACUGAAGGGAACUUUUGUUACAUGUUUUUAUGUUCUUGUGUUGUCAAUUUGUACUCUGCUAGGGCUGACAUGGCUGGGAAUAACCUACUAUGCUGUCUUUCGAAACUUCCAGCAUUUCGAUGCUUUGUUCUAUGCCGUACUGUGUUGGCCAGCAUUUGUAGGGCUUCUGGCAAUGUUUUCGGCAUGGAGUGCGGUGUGGAACAUGAGCAUUGUGAUUUCGAUACUGGAGGGAGGGAGCGGAAUCAAGGUCUUUGGGCAGGCGAUAUAUUUGAGCAGCGGAAGCGAGUGGAGGGGGUUUGUUUUGAUGCUCAUUUUCUUUGCCUGGGAAGUAAGUUUGAGGUUGCCUUGCAUCUAUUUCGGCUGCUACGAAAGCAGGCAUUAUUUUGGUGGUAUUCUUGCACAGGUUUGCUUGUUCUGCUUUGGGAAUGUGCUGAAGUGGAUUGUCUGCAUCGUAUAUUUCUACGAUUGCAAGAACCGGGCGUUGGAGAAGAAAUUGAAGAUGCAGGCCAAGAAGAGAGGUGAAAGCAUUGGAUGAAUAUCCUGAUUAUCCAAAGUCUUGUAGCUAAAUUUGUAACUUCUUUUUGUUGGUACUAGUUAAUGUGUGUUUCUUGGAAUUGUGAAGAUGUUGCAAUCUUUCAUAAAUACUAUUUCAACUGGAUGCGUUCUUCCAUCAAA
This is a messenger RNA of Pyrus x bretschneideri (Chinese white pear), 1179 nucleotides long. RefSeq lists its product as uncharacterized. The record is from RefSeq and is a predicted model, not a curated record. The transcript has a single exon. Bases 44 to 1039 code for a protein of 331 amino acids. Lineage: Eukaryota; Viridiplantae; Streptophyta; Magnoliopsida; Rosales; Rosaceae.